Molecule: messenger RNA, 855 nt
Organism: Syzygium oleosum
Lineage: Eukaryota; Viridiplantae; Streptophyta; Magnoliopsida; Myrtales; Myrtaceae
Product: signal peptidase complex subunit 2
Exons: 5
Coding region: 118-693 (191 amino acids)
Biological process (GO): protein targeting to ER
Cellular component (GO): membrane; signal peptidase complex
Source: RefSeq, a predicted model, not a curated record
CGACUGUAGAAACCCCCGCUGACUACAGAAGAAGCGGUCGCGAGUACCGAGUAACCAAAAACCCCUCCCCUUCCUCUCUCUCCGUUCGGACAACAAAGCAGAACGCCGGGCUCGAAGAUGCCGGAAACCAAAGCCGAAACCGCGAGCAAGAACGCGAAGAAGGCGAAUCUCCUGGAUCAGCACUCCAUCAAGCACAUUCUCGACGAGUCCGCCUCCGAGAUCGUCAAGGGCCGCGGGUACGUGGAGGACGUGCGGAUGAGCAACGUGAGGCUGUUGAUGGGGGCGGUCAUCAUCGUCAUCGCGCUCUUCGCUCAGUUCUACAAGAAGAAGUUCCCCGAGAACCGGGACUUCUUGAUCGGCUGCAUCGGAUUGUAUAUAGUUUUCAAUGGCAUACUGCAGCUGCUCAUAUACACCAAGGAGAAGAAUGCCAUUAUGUUCACCUAUGCACCUGUGGGCUCCUUUAACAGCACUGGACUAGUGGUGUCUUCAAAACUACCAAGAUUCUCGGACUUGUACACACUUACCAUAGCGAGUGCAGACCCGAAGUCAAUUUCAGCAAACAAGCCAGUGGAAUUAACUAAGAGCGUCACUCAGUGGUUCACCAAGGACGGGUUUCUGGUGGAGGGUCUCUUCUGGAAAGACGUUGAAGCUCUAAUAACCGAGUACAACCAAGAGCCAAAGAAGAGCAAAUGAUUUGUAGGCCUGUAGCUUAUCACCUACUUCAACAGGAGAUAAACUUAGACAGGAAUUUGGUUACUUGAUUACCCUGAGUCGAACCCAAAUGUUGUCACUUAACAGAAUGAUUUUGACUUCUGAAUUUUUUGGAUCAAAUUGAAGAAGAUUUCAACUUUUCAA